Osmia bicornis bicornis is the source of this 595-nucleotide messenger RNA. RefSeq names its product vesicle transport through interaction with t-SNAREs homolog 1B-like. Gene Ontology annotation, molecular function: SNARE binding; SNAP receptor activity; calcium ion binding. Gene Ontology annotation, cellular component: SNARE complex; Golgi apparatus; ER to Golgi transport vesicle membrane. The coding region runs from base 39 to 503 and encodes 154 amino acids. Gene Ontology annotation, biological process: macroautophagy; retrograde transport, endosome to Golgi; vesicle fusion with Golgi apparatus. NCBI's taxonomy places the organism in Eukaryota, Metazoa, Arthropoda, Insecta, Hymenoptera, Megachilidae. The record is from RefSeq and is a predicted model, not a curated record. The transcript is spliced from 3 exons.
UUUAAUUUUAAUAAAAUUUAAAUACUUAUCAAUCAAUUAUGUCAAAUAUUAUAAACAAUAAACUUACUGAUAGUGAACAAAAGUACUUGAAAGAAUCGUUUUCGUUAAUGGAUAAUGAUUCUGAUGGUUAUUUAGAUUAUUAUGAAAUGAAAGCUGCUUUGAAAGCUUUGGGUUUAACAGUUAAAAAGUCUUACAUUUUAGCGAUUAUGCGAAUGUAUGACAAAUAUGGUUACAACAAAAUAAGUUUUGAGGAUUUUAACUAUAUUGUAUCAGAGAAGUUGAAUAAACGAAAUCCUAUAGAUGAGAUUCAGUAUGUGUUUAAGUUAUUUAUAAAGGAUUCUCCAAGUAAUGAAAUAACAUUAAAAGAAUUAGAAAGAUUUAAUAAGAAGUUUAAUUGUAAUCUCACUUUUGAGGAAAUGGAACUUAUGAUUAAAGAAUUUGAUUUGGAUCACAACGUUAAUGAAAGUGAGUUCAUAAACAUUAUGACGGACCUUGGAAUUUAAAGGAGUUUUAUUACAUUAUUAUAAACAAAUUUGUUAAUAUUCAAUCAUAAUGAAUUUUGGAAUCAAUUGGGAAGAAGAACAUCGACGGACAU